UUUUUGUACGUCUGAGCUGCGUGUACGUGUGUGAAUAACAUUGUCGACGUCUAGACACCGUACCCAAGCAUUCGGCCUCUUUUAUUUGCUUGAAAAAUCAAGAUGGGGCGCGUGAGGACAAAGACCGUAAAGAAGGCAGCCAGGGUGAUCAUUGAGAAAUACUACACCCGGCUGACCUUGGAUUUCCACACCAACAAACGAGUAUGUGAAGAGAUUGCCAUCAUCCCCAGUAAGAAGCUACGCAAUAAGAUUGCUGGCUUUGUCACCCAUCUGAUGAAGCGCAUCCAGGCUGGCCCUGUCCGUGGCAUCUCUAUCAAGUUGCAGGAGGAGGAGAGAGAGAGGAGAGACAACUACGUCCCUGAGAUCUCAGCCAUUGAGCAAGACAUCAUCGAGGUGGACCCUGACACCAAGGAAAUGCUCAAAGUCCUGGACUUCGGUACCAUACAGAACUUGCAGGUCACUGAGCCCGUUGCACCUGGCUUCCGUGCACCUUCUCAACGAAUCUAAGAAUGCCAGGCCGCCUCCACUAAUCAAGAUGCCACACCCAAUGUGACUAGAAUACAAACGGGCAUCACUUUAAACAGACUCACAAAAAUGGGGAUAAUCCUAGCAAGAAACAAGGGCUGCCAUACCAAUGUGUGAGAGUUGAAUUAAGUUUGGCCCUUCACAGCUACCAUGAGAUAGGUGGUAAAAUAUUUAAACUGUAAACACCAAGGGAACAUGUUUGAUCAAUAAAACAUUGCUCAAAAAAGAA
Patiria miniata (bat star) is the source of this 754-nucleotide messenger RNA. It is a transcript of the gene rps17, whose product is annotated as 40S ribosomal protein S17-like. Gene Ontology annotation, cellular component: ribosome. The coding region runs from base 103 to 507 and encodes 134 amino acids. Gene Ontology annotation, molecular function: structural constituent of ribosome. Lineage: Eukaryota; Metazoa; Echinodermata; Asteroidea; Valvatida; Asterinidae. Gene Ontology annotation, biological process: translation. The record is from RefSeq and is a predicted model, not a curated record. The transcript has 4 exons.